GGACACUGAGAUAGUUAAACAUUUAGUAGAACAUGAUGCUAAUGUCAAUAUUUGUAAUAUGAAAAAUGUCAAUGUAUGUAGCAUCACAGAAUGGACACACUGAGAUGGUUAAACAUUUAGUAGAACAUGAUGCUAAUGUCAAUAUUUGUAAUAUGAAAAAUGUCACUCCGCUCUAUUUAACAUCACAGAAUGGACACUGAGAUAGUUAAACAUUUAGUAGAACAUGGUGCUAAUGUCAAUAUUUGUAAUAUGAAAAAUGUCAAUGUAUGUAGCAUUACUUGAUGGACACACUGAGAUAGUUAAACAUUUCGUAGAACAUGGUCCUAAUGUCAAUAUUUGUAAUAUGAAAAAUAUGUCACUCUGCUCUGUUUAGCAUCACAGAAUGGACACACUGAGAUAGUUAAACAUUUAGUAGAACAUGGUGCUAAUGUCAAUAUUUGUAAUAUGAAAAAUGUCAAUGUAUGUAGCAUCACAGAAUGGACACUGAGAUAGUUAAACAUUUAGUAGAACAUGAUGCUAAUGUCAAUAUUUGUAAUAUGAAAAAUGUCAAUGUAUGUAGCAUCACAGAAUGGACACACUGAGAUGGUUAAACAUUUAGUAGAACAUGAUGCUAAUGUCAAUAUUUGUAAUAUGAAAAAUGUCAAUAUAUGUAGCAUCACAGAAUGGACACACUGAGAUAGUUAAACAUUUAGUAGAACAUGAUGCUAAUGUCAAUAUUUGUAAUAUGAAAAAUGUCACUCCGCUCUAUUUAGCAUCACAGAAUGGACACUGAGAUAGUUAAACAUUUAGUAGAACAUGAUGUUAAUGUCAAUAUUUGUAAUAUGAAAAAUGUCAAUGUAUGUAGCAUCACAGAAUGGACACAUUGAGAUAGUUAAACAUUUAGUAGAACAUGUUGCUGAUGACAAUAUUUGUAAUGGCGAGGAUGUUGCACCACUCCAUAUAGCAUCACAUGAUGGACACACUGAGAUAGUUAAACAUUUCGUAGAAUGUGGUGCUGAUGACAAUAUUUGUGAUGUGAGAAAUGUUGCUCCACUCCAUAUAGCAUCACAUGAUGGACAUACUGAGAUGGUUAAACAUUUCGUAGAACACGGUGCUGAUGUCAAUAUUUGUAAUAUGAAAAAUGUCACUCCGCUCUAUUUAGCAUCACAGAAUGGACACACUGAGAUAGUUAAACAUUUAGUAGAAUGUGGUGCUGAUGUCAAUAUUUGUAAUAUGAAAAAUGUCAAUGAUGUUGCACCACUCCAUAUAGCAUCACAUGAUGGACACACUGAGAUAGUUAAACAUUUCGUAGAAUGUGGUGCUGAUGACAAUAUUUGUGAUGUGAGAAAUGUUGCUCCACUCCAUAUAGCAUCACAUGAUGGACACACUGAGAUGGUUAAACAUUUCGUAGAACACGGUGCUGAUGUCAAUAUUUCAUCACAGAAUGGACACACUGAGAUAGUUAAACAUUUAGUAGAAUGUGGUGCUGAUGUCAAUAUUUGUAAUAUGAAAAAUGUCACUCCGCUCUAUUUAGCAUCACAGAAUGGACACACUGAGAUAGUUAAACAUUUAGUAGAACAUGGUGCUAAUGUCAAUAUUUGUAAUAUGAAAAAUGUCAAUGUAUGUAGCAUUACAUGAUGGACACACUGAGAUAGUUAAACAUUUCGUAGAACAUGGUCCUAAUGUCAAUAUUUGUAAUAUGAAAAAUAUGUCACUCUGCUCUGUUUAGCAUCACAGAAUGGUCACACUGAGAUAGUUAAACAUUUAGUAGAACAUGCUGCUAAUGUCAAUAUUUGUAAUAUGAAAAAUGUCAAUGUAUGUAGCAUCACAUGAUGGACACACUGAGAUAGUUAAACAUUUAGUAGAAUGUGGUGCUGAUGUCAAUAUUUGUAAUAUGAAAAAUGUCACUCCGCUCUAUUUAGCAUCACAGAAUGGACACUGAGAUAGUUAAACAUUUAGUAGAACAUGGUGCUAAUGUCAAUAUUUGUAAUAUGAAAAAUGUCAAUGUAUGAAGCAUUACAUGAUGGACACACUGAGAUAGUUAAACAUUUAGUAGAACAUGGUCCUAAUGUCAAUAUUUGUAAUAUGAAAAAUAUGUCACUCUUCUCUGUUUAGCAUCACAGAAUGGUCACACUGAGAUAGUUAAACAUUUAGUAGAACAUGGUCCUAAUGUCAAUAUUUGUAAUAUGAAAAAUAUGUCACUCUGCUCUGUUUAGCAUCACAGAAUGGACACACUGAGAUAGUUAAACAUUUAGUAGAAUGUGGUGCUGAUGUCAAUAUUUGUAAUAUGAAAAAUGUCACUCCGCUCUAUUUAGCAUCACAGAAUGGACACACUGAGAUAGUUAAACAUUUAGUAGAACAUGGUGCUAAUGUCAAUAUUUGUAAUAUGAAAAAUGUCAAUGUAUGUAGCAUUACAUGAUGGACACACUGAGAUAGUUAAACAUUUCGUAGAACAUGGUCCUAAUGUCAAUAUUUGUAAUAUGAAAAAUAUGUCACUCUGCUCUGUUUAGCAUCACAGAAUGGUCACACUGAGAUAGUUAAACAUUUAGUAGAACAUGCUGCUAAUGUCAAUAUUUGUAAUAUGAAAAAUGUCAAUGUAUGUAGCAUCACAUGAUGGACACACUGAGAUAGUUAAACAUUUAGUAGAAUGUGGUGCUGAUGUCAAUAUUUGUAAUAUGAAAAAUGUCACUCCGCUCUAUUUAGCAUCACAGAAUGGACACUGAGAUAGUUAAACAUUUAGUAGAACAUGGUGCUAAUGUCAAUAUUUGUAAUAUGAAAAAUGUCAAUGUAUGAAGCAUUACAUGAUGGACACACUGAGAUAGUUAAACAUUUAGUAGAACAUGGUCCUAAUGUCAAUAUUUGUAAUAUGAAAAAUAUGUCACUCUUCUCUGUUUAGCAUCACAGAAUGGUCACACUGAGAUAGUUAAACAUUUAGUAGAACAUGGUCCUAAUGUCAAUAUUUGUAAUAUGAAAAAUAUGUCACUCUGCUCUGUUUAGCAUCACAGAAUGGACACACUGAGAUAGUUAAACAUUUAGUAGUACAUGGUGCUAAUGUCAAUAUUUGUAAUAUGAAAAAUGUCAAUGUAUGUAGCAUC
Messenger RNA from Ostrea edulis (European flat oyster), 3074 nucleotides. Its product is annotated as protein fem-1 homolog C-like. Lineage: Eukaryota; Metazoa; Mollusca; Bivalvia; Ostreida; Ostreidae. Bases 829 to 1617 code for a protein of 262 amino acids. The transcript has 3 exons. The record is from RefSeq and is a predicted model, not a curated record. Gene Ontology annotation, molecular function: protein binding.